UGACGUCAAGGGGCGGGGCUGUUUGCUCUUGUGUGUGUGUGCGUGCGUGUGAGCGUGCGCGUGUAGAAGCCCCCUCCGCCAGGCAACUCUCUCGCUCUGUACAGGCGCAGUGUGUGCAGUGUGUGCAGCUCGGCUGGCCUCCCUCCGCACUGAAUGGACUAGAUUCCCAGCCACGUAAGAAGCACAGCGGCACCACGGGAGAGAGGAUGUCCUGCUGAAUCAAGGGAUAGGCCUGGGAAAGUCGGCCGGCCGUCCCUUCCUUCCUUACAGCAGCUUACAGCAGCAGACAUACAAGACAGACGACACUUUUCUUCCAUUGGACUAGACCAAGAAAAAGAAAGAGGACGUCGACUCCCGCACACAAAGAGCUACAGCAGUUUUUUUUCCGGAUGGGGUUUUCUCCUUAUGUGGUAGAUGACAGUCGCCGUGCAUGGAUAUGAUCCUGGGGAAAAAGGCCGUGCACUGACCUAGUAAUAGUUAGCCAAGGAAGCUAACUAGUUAGCUCUGCACCUGCUAGCCAUCAUUUGUCUGUCAAAUUUCGACUAAAUUCAGCAGCUAUAAUUAGCUUGCAAAACUUGCUUUAUAUAUUUUUGCUUGUGCAUUUUUUUUCCUGUGCCUGCAAGCUGUACCCAACAAAUUAUUUCCGUUUUAUGAAACGUGCCAUACCAUUAACCGGCGAGAUAAGCUAGCAGACGAGCUGCCGGUUAACUUCGCACUCUUCAUUCAUUGUCAAAGCUGAGUUGUGGUUGCCUUUGUUACAGUUUUGUCUUGCCUGCUCGCACUGCUAGCGUUAAUGAAAUUGCAGCAGGUCUGUACAAAGGGUUUUCAGUCGGCUUUGGGCAGUAAGUCAUUUUAGCCUGGCCUUAUCUCUUGAAUGGAAAACAAAGGGGGGCAAAUGAACAGUUGAACUCUGCAAAAAAAAAAUUACAGACCUCCUUUUUGUUGUAUUAAAACCAACGAGCCAGCUUUGCCUGUUGAUAGUCUGCACAUUCUCCAACAGCAAGGUGCAGUUAAAUCAUUUCUUCAUCUGUUUUUUUUACGUUAUUCAAGAUAUACAACAGUAUCGGACGAUUUGUGAUAUUGCACUGAGUUUACGACAAAGUGGUGCCCUAAUCGAAGGAGGAGGAGAAGAACAAGGAGGAGGAAGGCCCCCGAUUUUGUGGAGUUAUCACACUUAUUCCUCAUGAACAUACAGAGGUCAAAUCCAAUUAACAUUUCACGUUAUGGGAGAUCGCGGCACAAAUCGCACGAUUUCGAAGAAUUGUCUUGCUUAAGGACUACAGAGUCGCACCAGAGUUUCAGUCCCAACCUCGGGUCCCCCAGCCCGCCGGAGACCCCGGACUCCUCGCACUGUAUCUCCCGCAUCGGGGACUACCUUUUGUUGGAACCACUGGAGGGAGACCACGUUUUCAGAGCCGCCCAGCUGCACAGCGGGGAAGAGCUCGUAUGUAAGGUUUUUGACAUCGGCCGAUACCAGGAGUCACUGGCGGCCUACUUUGCGCUGGGCCAGCACCAGCAUAUUAACCAAAUCCUGGAGAUCUUGCUCGGGGAGACUCGAGCCUAUGUGUUCUUUGAGAGAAGCUAUGGCGACAUGCACUCUUUUGUCCGCACCUGCAAGAAGUUGCGGGAGGACGAAGCUGCCAGACUCUUCUAUCAGAUAGCCUCAGCUGUGGCACAUUGCCACGACAACGGACUGGUCCUCCGUGACCUCAAACUGAGGAAGUUUGUCUUCAAGAAUGAGGACAGAAGCCUCGUGAAGCUGGAGAGCCUUGAGGACACUUAUAUCCUGGACGGUCAUGAUGACUCCCUGUCAGACAAACAUGGCUGCCCAGCAUAUGUCAGUCCUGAGAUCCUCAAUGCCAACGGCAGCUAUUCGGGGAAGGCAGCUGAUGUCUGGAGUCUGGGUGUCAUGCUUUACACCAUCCUCGUGGGGCGCUACCCUUUCCAUGACGUUGAGCCUGGCUCUCUGUUCAGCAAAAUCCGCAGGGGCCACUUCAACAUCCCUGAGACGCUCACACCCAAGGCCAAGUGCCUGAUCCGUUCCAUCCUCCGCCGGGAACCCACAGAGCGCCUCACCUCUCGAGAGAUUCUGGAGCACCCCUGGUUUGUCGCCUCCGGGGCACUAGGGGGCGCUGCGGUGCACGGCAGAGGAGAAAGAGAGCAGGAGCAGAUGGUGCCUGAGGUGAACAUGGAAGAGGAGCUGGAGCAGUUCUUCAGCUGAGCAAACACCAAGCACAAACAGACGACUCCUCCACGGUCGGCUCGCCACGCUCACAGCAGAGCCAAAAAAAACAGUAGUUUAGAGAUUAAUAGGUGAACAUUUGUCACUCAUAAUAAAGGUGUUUCCAUCCUGUUUCCUUUUCCACCAUUUCAUGGAAAACCUUGAGCCUGGCAUGACAAAUGGCAUCUAUACGUCACCUGGCACUGCACUUCCCGUUCGGGGGUUUUGCUGCCAAACAUGCAAGUUGCAAACAAUGUAGCAAAUGUUCUUUUUGGAUCAGUUUGGUUUAAUGUGGUGCUCAUAAAAAUAGACACAUUCACCAUUUUUGACACUAUGGAAAGCAUGAAGGGACAUAAGAACACAGGAAACCAAGGAGAACAAUUCAAAAUGAACUGACAAACUGCAACACCACACCUUUUUUCUUACAGAUUUUGUUUUGUUUUUUUGUCAUAGCUUUAGGUAGUACCAAUUUAAACCACAGACCCAGGGUCAGAAAUCACAACCCCAAGUUCUAUUGUUGUCAGCUCUCAUUUGUCUCAAUUUUACAUUAUUGAUAAUCCUGACAGUCACUAAACUUCGACGGCCUUGUUUUCAGUAAUUUGUAUGUUUCUGCCUCCUCAGUCUCUUAAGCCUUUACCACACUUUAUUCACCACCACACUUUUAUUUUUCAGUAACAUUACUUUUAUAAACAGUCAUUUAUUUUGUUUGUUUUUAAGCUAUUCCACUCUGUUGUUACUGCUGCUUUAAUAUCACUCCCUAAACCUCAAUCUUAAACAGUUUUUUCUUGGUAAGCCUCCAUGGCAUCAUGCACUUGAUGUCUUAGGUGGACGAUUGACGAAUGGACGAUUCGACCUCUUAAAAUUAGUUUCCUCUUAUUUAAAUUCAUUCUUCAGUUGUAGGAACGAGAACGUAACAUUUAUUUAAAUUGUAACAGCUAUAUAUAUAAAUAAAUAUAUAUAAAUAAAUAUAUAUAUUUAAAACUACAUUGCAGGGUUUUUCUUUAUUCAGAGAUUCCUUUUUCAUGUAUGAUGUAGGCAAUAUCUUGACACAGGACAGGCACAAUGAGGAAAAUGUCUGAAGUUUUAGAAUACACAAUAUCUUCUGUGCCAGUAUUCUGGUGCCCCAACAGCCCCUGCCACCCGGUCUCCCUCAUUUCUUUUGAAAAACUUGAUACGAGAUAUUCAGUGAUUAGUAUUGCUAUGACAUGCUCACUCCAGGACCUCAUGUUAGUUUUCUACUGCCUGCGUAGGUUCUGUGAAACGAUCAUGCUCGGAAUGGGUACUAGUGGACAUGUUUUGUCGUAUCUCAAUGUUACUUGAAUUUGUGUUUUUAUCUAGUCAUUGGCAUGUGCCCCAUGAAUGCUAUAGCCUGCCUAGCAGGGUAGGGGCGGGGGUGGGGGAGGGUGUGUUUGUUUUUUAAGAAAAGUUAAAAACAUGAAAAUUUUCAAUUAGCUACUUUUCUGAGUUGCUUUUCAAUAAAAAAAACCCAACUAUUGCUUUUACUGUUUUUGUAGACUGAGCUACGUUUUAUUUAAGUUGGUGCUGAUUUGGUGCUAAUGUUUAGUCCUUUUGUUUCAUGGAGGGGGGUGGUGCAUGGUGGGAUAUCUGCCUCAGAUGUUCUGAUUGUAUCGUAACAGAUUCUGGUGUUUUGUCCAAAUUUAUUCAGUAAAUAAAUUGUGAACUGCUA
This is a messenger RNA of Siniperca chuatsi (mandarin fish), 3908 nucleotides long. It is a transcript of the gene trib2, whose product is annotated as tribbles pseudokinase 2. The transcript is spliced from 3 exons. Bases 1184 to 2221 code for a protein of 345 amino acids. Gene Ontology annotation, molecular function: ATP binding; protein kinase activity; mitogen-activated protein kinase kinase binding. Gene Ontology annotation, biological process: protein phosphorylation; positive regulation of proteasomal ubiquitin-dependent protein catabolic process; regulation of MAP kinase activity. The record is from RefSeq and is a predicted model, not a curated record. NCBI's taxonomy places the organism in Eukaryota, Metazoa, Chordata, Actinopteri, Centrarchiformes, Sinipercidae. Gene Ontology annotation, cellular component: nucleus.